AUGUCCGCGGGGACUGCUGCUGCUGCUACUGCUCCUGGCAUGCCGGUGUUGCCUGCGAACCCCAUCGACUACCCCAUUAUGUUUGUGCGGCAGGACGAGGAGGAGGCGGCUGCGGUGCCACCCGUCACGCUCUUCACGGCGCUGCAGUGGCUACUGCCGGUGUUCCAACUCGCCGGAUGGCUGUCGAAGCACAUAGGCAGGGAGGGUGACCGCAGUGGCGCCGACCCCACACCAGCCGUAACAUCUGUGACAGAGGCAGCGGAGGUGGACGAGGCGCGGCGUCUUCUUCCGCACUUUGAGCCGUUCUUCACGAGCGAGAGCAGAGUGAUUCCCAACGGUGCGCUGCUGUACACGGUGCAGACCUUCCGCUUUCCCACACCGCGUGGGCCGCGCAGCAUCACCCGCGCCCUUGUGGAGACGCCUGCUAAAUAUUUCUCCCCGCUGCAGGAGGAGAAGGGUGGUGGUCACUUUCUCUGCUGCUACGAGGAUCGGCGGCUGUUGCGCCACUUCACCUACGUGCAGCUGGACCAACUGCGCUUUGCGUGGGUGGCGGUGAAGGAGCUCCUGGAGGAGCACAAGGCGGUGCAGCGGACAGACGGCGCACUCACGGGUCUUGCGCGGCGUGACAUCAAAAAAAACAACAGCGCAUCGGCCCAAGACACGGACGGUGUUGCCGGUGGCGGAAGCGGCACUAGCAGCAAGAAUCCUGUCUCGGUUUAUCCUUCCACGUCGUCUACUGCUGCUGCUGCUGCUCUGCCAGCGCCGAUAGCAAAGCGGCCACACCCCAGCAGCAACGUCAUCACGGGUCCGACCGCGGAGGCGCGUAAGACACGUGAGGAGAUGCGUGAGAAAAAAUACAUGAGUGACCUGCUGCGCGACGAGUGUGCUGCGCGGUGGCCGCACACCCCUGUGCACAAAUCCGUUAUCUUUGUGGUGGAGGAGCAGCAGCAGGAGGCGGUGGGCGGCCGCAAGGGCCGUAAGGGGCCGCGUACCUACCUGGCGACGGUGGAGCUGCCGCUUCUCAACAAGAAGGGCGGCACCGCGGCGUUCAGGGCGCCACAGUGGUGCACAACGCGCCGCGACGCUGAGAACGCUGCGGCGGAAGUGGCACUGCGCGCCCUCCGCAGUAGUAAAUCGUAA
Messenger RNA from Trypanosoma grayi, 1140 nucleotides. RefSeq lists its product as hypothetical. The transcript has a single exon. Bases 1 to 1140 code for a protein of 379 amino acids. Lineage: Eukaryota; Euglenozoa; Kinetoplastea; Trypanosomatida; Trypanosomatidae. The record is from RefSeq and is a predicted model, not a curated record.